Mytilinidion resinicola is the source of this 2475-nucleotide messenger RNA. RefSeq names its product vacuolar protein sorting-associated protein 16. The transcript is spliced from 6 exons. NCBI's taxonomy places the organism in Eukaryota, Fungi, Ascomycota, Dothideomycetes, Mytilinidiales, Mytilinidiaceae. Gene Ontology annotation, cellular component: lysosomal membrane; HOPS complex; endosome. The coding region runs from base 1 to 2475 and encodes 824 amino acids. Gene Ontology annotation, biological process: intracellular protein transport; endosomal transport; vacuole fusion, non-autophagic. The record is from RefSeq and is a predicted model, not a curated record. Gene Ontology annotation, molecular function: actin binding.
AUGUCAAAACCCACCGCCAACUGGGAGAAAGUCGGCGACAAAUUCUACCGUAAAGUGCCUCUCUACAAGGAGGUUUUUGACUUGGAUCUCGAGCUUGAAAACUACAAGGUUGUGGGGGCUCCGUAUAGCGGUGCUGUGGCAAUAUACCGCGAUGAGGACAAGAUCCAUUCGUAUAGAGGCACUCAGGGCGCGAAAUCGAGUAUCGACAUCUACAGCUGCGCGGGGAGCUUGAUCAGGCGCAUAAACUGGGAUAAAGGAUCGAUCAAAGGACUUGGAUGGUCUGAAGACGAGAAAUUGCUCGUUGUGACUGAGGAUGGCACGGUGCGGUGCUAUUACGACCUUCAGGGCGACUUUACGCCAUUCACAUUAGGCCAUGGCGCAGAAGACCACGGUGUUCUCGAGUGCCGCUUCUGGUCCUCCGGCUUCGUUGCCCUCCUGGGGAAUAACCAUCUCAUCGCUGUAAACCGCUAUGACGAACCGCGUCCCAAGCUCCUCGCUAUACCACCCACAGAACCUGUCGUUUCGUGGUCUAUAAUACCUCCCGCAUACUCCCUAUCGCGGUCUGUGGAAGUAAUACUCGCGAUAGGGAAGACGCUGUUUGUGAUUGAUGCUACAGACGCAGAGGACCGUGACUUUACGGCUGGGCCGUUCCAGCACAUCAGUGUCUCUCCAAGGGGAGAAUUCCUGGCUUUCUAUACAGAGGAUGGAAAGGUGUGGGUUGUAAGCGGCGACUGGACGGAGAAGCUAUCCGAGUACAAUUCCAAAGCCAAGACGGUUCCGAAGGAUAUGCAAUGGUGCGGAAGUAAUGCUGUGGCUUUGGCUUGGGAAGAUGAGGUGCAUCUGAUAGGGCCGAGAAGUGUGGCGACCAAGUUUUAUUACGAUGCAUGGAUACAUCUUCUACCAGAUAUGGAUGGCAUACGACUGCUUACUAACGACGUUUGCGAAUACCUUCAGAAAGUUCCUGAUGUGACGGAAGAAGUAUUCCGACUGGGCUCCGAAUCACCAGCUGCAUACCUCCUAGAAGCUGCAGAGCAGCUAGAAAAGAAGUCACCAAAAGCCGAUGACCUUAUCCAGCUUAUCCGCCCAAAUCUUGCAGAGGCCGUCGAUACCUGCGUAAAAGCCGCCGGCCACGAGUUCAAUAUACACUGGCAGAAGCAACUUCUAAAAGCCGCCUCGUUCGGCAAAUCGGUCCUUGAUCUGUACAGCAGCGACGACUUUGUAGAUAUGUGCGAGACGCUACGGGUUCUAAACGCCGCAAGAUUCUACGAGAUUGGGCUCCCUUUGAGUUACGACCAGUAUAAGCGGCUUACCCCUGAGAAGCUUAUCGAACGUCUAAUCAACCGUCACGAAUACCUAUUAGCUCUCCGGAUAUCAGACUAUCUACAUCUACCAACAGACAAGAUCUAUGUCCAUUGGGCGAGCCAAAAGGUCCGCGUGUCGAUUGAAGAUGAGGAGAGUAUCUGCCGCCUAAUUGUGCAAAAGUUGCAUGGCAAAGCUGGGGUCAGCUUCGAGGAAAUAGCAAGAGCGGCUUACGAUGAAGGUCGUGCACGCCUCGCCACAGAGUUGCUGAACUACGAGCCUCGAGCAGGCAAGCAAGUCCCACUCCUCCUCGGCAUGAAAGAAGACACCAUCGCCCUCGACAAGGCCAUCGAAAGCGGCGACACAGAUCUAAUCUACCACGUCCUCCUCCAUCUCCGCAAAAAGCUCCCUCUCGCCUCCUUCUUCCGCACCAUCAACUCCCGCCCCGUCGCCACCGCUCUCGUCGAAUCCUCGGCCCGCUACCAAGACCGUGAACUCCUUAAAGACCUCUACUACCAGGACGACCGCCGCCUCGACGGUGCCAACCUCCUCAUCGCCGAAUCCCUCAACCAAACAAACACCCCCGCCCGCAUCGACAAGCUCAAACUCGCUUCAAAGCUCCUCCAGGACUCCCGCGAGAAUGCCUUCGCCGCCAAAGCCAUCGACGACACCGCGAAGCUCCUCCGCAUGCAGGACACCUUCGAGAAAGACCUCGGCCCCGGCUUCGUCGGCCUGAGCAUCAACGAAACCAUCUUCAACCUCGUCAAGGCCGGCCACACCAAGCGCGCCGCAAAGGUCCAGUCCGAGUUCAAAGUCCCCGAGCACACCUUCUGGUGGGUGCGCCUGCGCGCGCUCGUCGCCGCGCGCCACUGGAACGAGCUCGAGAGCUUAGGGCAGCAGCGCAAGUCGCCGAUUGGGUGGGAGCCGUUCUUCAACGAGAUCUUAGGCGCGGGAAACACGCGGGUCGCGAGCGGGUUUAUCCCGAAGUGUACGGGGCUCAGCGUGCCGGAGCGGAUCGAGAUGUGGGUCAAGUGCGGCUUGGUGGUGAAGGCGGGCGAGGAGGCGCUGAAGGCGAAGAAUCGGCCGGCGUUGGAGGAGCUCAGGGCGAAGGCCAGUGGGACGGCGAUUGCGGAGAUUGAGAGGCUGAUUGGGAUGUUGCCGCCUGUAAGGAAGUAG